Cololabis saira (Pacific saury) is the source of this 6253-nucleotide messenger RNA. It is a transcript of the gene agla, whose product is annotated as amylo-alpha-1, 6-glucosidase, 4-alpha-glucanotransferase a. The record is from RefSeq and is a predicted model, not a curated record. NCBI's taxonomy places the organism in Eukaryota, Metazoa, Chordata, Actinopteri, Beloniformes, Belonidae. Gene Ontology annotation, biological process: glycogen catabolic process; glycogen biosynthetic process. The transcript is spliced from 35 exons. Gene Ontology annotation, molecular function: 4-alpha-glucanotransferase activity; amylo-alpha-1,6-glucosidase activity. The coding region runs from base 110 to 4723 and encodes 1537 amino acids.
CUCACUCCGCAGCUAGCUGUCACGGUGGAGAGCUUUCCUGUUGCUGUGGCGGACUAAAGACACAACUAACAGGAGGCCAGGGAUCACUUCACUUUGAGGAGAUCUUCCCAUGAUGUUGCCUCAGCACCUCAAGCAGAUACGAGUCCUUAUGCUCCACGACAAAGAGAAUUUGGAGAAAACUCUGUUCAGACUUGAACAAGGUUUUGAGCUCCAGUUCCACCUGGGUCCGAGCCUUCAGGGGAAGAAGAUUGUAGUUCACACCAACUACCCUGAAGAAGGACAGGCGUUUAACCGGACCAAAUUCCGCGUUUUGUCGUGGAACUAUCCAACUGGACAGGAGGAUGACUCUGACAAGUUCUGCUCCCUGGAGCUGAAGACCGCCGGAUCCUAUCAGUACUACUUUGGACAUGAAGGCGUGGAGAGGUUGGGAGGAGGCUACAUCGUGGUGGACCCCGUCAUGCGCGUCGGGGCAGACAACCAGGUCCUCCCUCUGGACUGCAUCACCAUCCAGACGUACCUCUCCAAAUGUCUCGGACACUUCAACGAUUGGCCGGAAAGACUGAGAGUGGCAAAGGAGUCCGGAUACAACAUGGUCCACUUCACUCCUCUCCAGACUUUAGGAGAGUCCAGGUCCUGUUACUCUCUCGCGGACCAGCUGACCUUCAGCCCCGAGUUCAGCCCGCAGGGUCAGAGUUGCAGCUGGGAAGAUGUGGGAGCCCUGGUGGAGAAACUAAGAGUGGACUGGAAGAUGCUGUGUAUCACUGAUGUGGUGUAUAAUCACACUGCUGCAAACAGUCCCUGGAUAAAGAAGCACCCGGAGUGCGGCUAUAACCUGGUGAACUCCCCUCACCUCCGGCCCGCCUGGGUCCUGGACCGAGCCAUCUGGCACCUCACCACCCGAGUAGCAGACGGACGCUACAAGGACAAGGGUCUUCCUCCUAACAUCACCAACGACAGCCAUCUGAACGCCGUCCGCACUGUGCUGUGGGAGGACGUGUUUCCGCAGAUCAAACUGUGGGAGUUCUUCCUGGUCAAGGUGGACCCUGCCGUGGAGCAGUUCAGAGUCCUGCUGCAAAACGGCUCUAAACCAGACCAUCAUAAGACUGGAGGGAAGAAAGAAUUUCAUAUAGUCCAGGACCCGGAGUUUCGUCGUUAUGGCAACACAUUGGACAUGGACUUUGCUUUGGAGACAUUUGUACCUCACAGCUACUCCCCAAAUCAUAUUGAGGAGUGUUGUGGUUGGCUGAGGCAGCGGCUGGUGGAGUAUAACGGGGAGCAGCAUCACGUCGUACACCAGCAUCAGGAGCAGGCGAUCAACUGCCUCGUGGGAAACAUAGUGUAUGAACGACUGGCUGAUCACGGCCCCAAACUGGGUCCUGUAACCAGGAAAAAUCCUCUGGUCACCAGGUACUUCACCUUCCCAUUUGAGGAGAUGACUUUGGACACGGAGAUGAAGCUGCUUGAUCUGCCGGAGAAGAUGGUGCACUUUUUGGCUCACAACGGUUGGGUGAUGGGUGAUGAUCCACUACGCAACUUUGCAGAGCCAGGCUCCAACGUGUACAUACGUCGGGAGUUGAUCUGCUGGGGUGACAGUGUCAAGCUCCGAUAUGGGAAAGGACCCAAGGACUGCCCGUACCUGUGGGCGCACAUGCAGAAAUACACUGAAAUUACAGCCAAACAUUUCCAUGGCGUCAGACUGGACAACUGCCAUUCUACUCCUCUUCACGUUGCUGAGUUCUUGCUGGGCGUGGCCAGAAGAGUGUGUCCUAACCUGUAUGUGGUGGCUGAGCUGUUCACGGGCAGCGAGGAGCUGGAUAAUAUCUUUGUUACCAGGCUAGGAAUAACAUCGCUUAUACGAGAGGCCAUGUCAGCUGGUGACAGCCAUGAAGAGGGUCGACUGGUCUACCGUUACGGAGGUGAGCCCGUGGGAGCCUUUGUCCAGCCCAGUCUGCGCCCCCUGAUGCCGUCCAUCGCCCACGCCAUGUUCCUGGACGUUACCCAUGACAACGAGUGCCCCAUUCAGCUUCGCUCAGCGCUGGACUCCCUGCCCAGUUCUGCCAUCGUGUCUAUGGCCUGCUGCGCCACCGGCUCCACCAGAGGAUAUGAUGAAUUAGUACCACACCAGAUAUCUGUGGUGAAGGAGGAGCGCUUCUACCCCAAGUGGAAUCCAUCAGCAGCCGCCAGCUCCACGGGGGAAGUUGGUUUCCAGACCGGUGUUAUUGCCGGGAAACUGGCGCUAAACAAACUGCACCAGGAACUGGCCACCCAGGGAUUCAUGCAGGUCUACGUAGACCAGGUGGACGCAGAUAUCGUUGCUGUUACUCGUCACUGUCCCAGCACCCACCAGUCUGUGGUAACAGUGAGCAAGACGGCCUUCUGGAACCCCCAACACCACCAUUACGACAUCAACUCCCCACCCAUGUACAUACCUGGUCAGAUAGAAGAAAUUAUACUGGAGGCCAGGACGGUGGAAAGGCAUGCUGGGAGUUAUGAGAAGGAUGAGAAAUACAUCAAUGGCAUGCCAGAAUACACAGUGGAAAUAAAAGAGCAUAUUUCGCUGGAGCAGAGCUCGGUGGUGAAACACAGUGGAGUGACAUCCAAAGGCAGAUCAGAGUUUGUGCAGGAAAUUCAAUUCCAAAAGUUCACACCUGGCAGCACCAUCGCCUUCAGAAUUAAUUUGGACUCCAAAGCUCAGAAACUGGUGGGUGUGUUGCGCUACUAUCUGUCCCAGUUCAGCCCGAAGUACAAGAAAGGCAGCGUACCGGAUGAUAACACACCAGCAGCUCUGCAGAAACCCCUGGCGCAGCUGAUGUCCAAGCUGACGCUGGCAGACAUGAAUACGCUGCUGUUUUGCUGUGAAUCAGAGGAAGUAGAGAACGGUGGAGGCGGUUACGGUAUCCCCGGCUGGGAGAGCCUGAAAUAUGCAGGACUUCAAGGUCUGAUAUCAGUGUUAGCUGAUAUCCGUCCCAAGAAUGACCUGGGUCAUCCUGUGUGUAGUAACCUCAGAGAAGGAGACUGGCUCAUAGACUAUGUCUCCAACAGGCUGAUAAACAGGGAGGGGCCCCUGGCACAGGUUGGUCAGUGGUUGGCAGCCAUGUUUGAAUACCUGAAGCACAUGCCGCGCUACCUUAUCCCUUGCUACUUCGAUUCAAUCAUUGUUUGUACUUACACUGCAGCCCUGGAUGCAACUUUCAAACUCAUGUCAGGCUUCAUUCAGAAUGGUUCCACCUUCGCUCGUCACCUCGCACUGGGUUCUAUCCAGAUGUGUGCUGUUGGACGCUUCUCUGCUCUUCCACCCAUUUCAGCAAAAUUAGCGGACAUCCCAUACCGCAUAAGUCCAGUAACCGGCCAGAAGGAGCAGUGCUGUGUUUCAAUGGCUGCAGGUCUUCCUCACUUCUCUGCGGGUAUUUUCCGUUGUUGGGGCAGAGAUACUUUCAUUUCUCUCAGAGGACUGAUGCUUUUAACAGGGAGGCACAUUGAGGCACGAAACAUCAUCCUGGCUUUUGCCGGGACUCUGCGUCACGGUUUGAUCCCCAACCUGCUGGGAGAAGGUCGCUGUGCCAGGUUCAACUGCAGGGAUGCUGUGUGGUGGUGGCUGCAGUGCAUCCAGGAUUACACCAACCAUGUUCCUGAUGGCCAUGAAAUCCUGCGCUGCCCCGUUGCACGCAUGUAUCCGACCGAUGACUCUGAACCCCUCAAGCCCGGAGAAGUGGAGCAGCCGCUGCAUGACGUGAUCCAGGAGGCUCUGAUGCGCCACCUACAGGGAAUUUCCUUCAGGGAGAGGAACGCCGGGUCCAAGAUCGACAUGCGCAUGAAGGACGAAGGGUUUAACGUGUCUGUUAAAGUGGACCCCGCCACCGGCUUCGUGAUGGGAGGAAACAGAUUUAACUGUGGGACUUGGAUGGACAAGAUGGGAGAGAGCGACAGAGCAAGGAACAACGGCAUGCCGGCAUCUCCAAGAGACGGAUCAGCCGUGGAGAUCGUCGGCCUCAGCAAGUCCACUGUUCGCUGGGUCUUGGAGUUGCACUCCAAAGGCCUGUUCCCUUAUGAUGGCGCUAAAGUCCACAGAGACGGUAAGGAGGUGUUCAUCUCGUACUCCCAGUGGAACCAGCAGCUGCAGCAGUCCUUCGAGGCGGCGUUCUGGGUGUCCGGGCACGCGGACGACCCCAACGAGAAGCGCCCAGAUUUGGUGCAUAAAAAGGAAAUUUACAAAGACAGCUGUGGCGCUUCCAGCCCCUGGUGUGACUACCAGCUGAGACCCAACUUCGCCAUCGCCAUGGUGGUGGCCCCAGAGAUGUUCACAGUGGAGAGAGCGUGGAAGGCUCUGGAGAUCGCUGAGAAGAAACUGCUGGGACCUCUGGGAAUGAAAACACUGGACCCCGAUGACAUGGUGUACUGUGGCAUCUACGAUAACGCCCUGGACAAUGACAACUACAACCUGGCGAGAGGCUUCAACUACCAUCAGGGACCGGAGUGGGUUUGGCCAGUCGGCUACUUCCUGCGCGCUAAACUGUACUUUGCCAAGAAGUUGGGGGCGGAGACUCACGCCAAGACGGUCAUGCUGGUGAAAAACGUCCUGUCCAAGCAUUUCACCCACAUCGAGAGAUCUCCGUGGAAGGGCCUGCCAGAGCUGACCAAUGAGAACGGCCAGUACUGUCCCUUCAGCUGUGAGACCCAGGCCUGGUCCCUGGCCACCGUGCUGGAGGUCCUGUACGAUCUGUGAGGGGAGUGGGACACACCGGAGGCCCCGGCGCGCUGGAGCUGUGCAGCAGCUCCCACCUCUGCUGGCGUUGGCUACAGUCACAUCCUCUGUAGAAAGAAUAAAAAAACACUUUGUAACAAGGAUAAGAGUAGUAGCAUAGAUGUUAUUUCAAUGUUUGCCCUCACAAUAAACUAACACUGGAUAGUCUAUAUUUUUCACAGCGUUCUAGGUGAUCUGUCCUUUUGAAAGUUCACACAUUUUCCUGAGGUCAUAAUGAAACCAGAGCAACGUGCUUUGGUCAAAAUAACAGAGAUUCAGAAGUGAGGGGAGUUUCUUCUUUUAAGUUUGUGUCACAGUUUUACAAACUGCUUCUGAGGUGAAGCAAACACAAGACUAGUGUGGAUUUGGGUCGGUGCCCUUUGAUGGUUUCUGGCCGCUGUCGUAGCACCGUAGUGCAAAUCUCAGUCGCUUACACAGCCCACACUGCCUGACCUUCUGAUUCGGUGGGUUCUUCAAACACCAAAUCCACGCUCCCAAGCUUAGAAAGUGCCAUAAACACCUGACGACCGUUGUUGUCUUUGUAGUUUUUGUAGCCAGUAUAUUUGCUGACUUUUGUUCUUUACUUUUCACACAAUAAUGUACAACAGUUUAAAGUAACAAAUGAUGCACAUAUUUGCUUAAUAUAGAUUAAACAAGGAACAAGGAACAAAGACUUGUUGACUUGUCGACAGUAACUCAUAGAAACUCAUCGUCAUCGUGAAGCUCAGUGGUAAAACUUUACAAAGAUCCUUUGUGUUUGUGGUUUUUAACGUGUCUCACCAGACCUGCAUCCUUUUUGUUUGGUUUAUUCACACUUUUGACACAAAUGACUUGUGUGAGCAGGUUUCAUUUUUAAGUGCACGUCCUGAUUGUCGAGUACGGUUUGGAGUAACCGCUCGGUCGUGCCAGAGGCUUUCUAGUUAAGGAAAUUUAUACGGACAAACAUUCAUUGAAACUGCUCUCACUAUUAUAUUUCUCUCUUUCUGUCAUCUGUCAAUGAAACAAGUAUUAAAGGAUGUGAAAAGCAGCUCAUACGCCAGUUAAUCGAGCCGCUGCUCUGCACUUGAAAUCCUGAUUUCCUAAACACAACAACUCUGGUGUCAGCUGUGUUUGUACAAUCACUGUCAGAGGAAACUAAUGUGAAGCACGUGUUUGAUCGCAGAUCGAUGUAGCUGAGCUCUCGCUCAGAAGUCAUUCAGCCACCGAGGGGAUGCACCCACAGAUCCAAAUAUAUAUAUAUAUAUAUAUAUAUAUAUAUAUAUAUAUAUAUAUAUAUAUAUGUGUGAACUGCUAACAGCAAGUUGGGCAAGCGAGGAGGCAAGCAAAGGUCAGAGUGGGGUCGAAGGUCUGCAGCGUAAUCAGGAAGCAGAGAAAUGUGUGAACAAAAGCAAAAAGCAAAAAAGAAACGAGUCAUUUACACAAGUUAUGUUCGUUAUUUAUAGGUACGACUCACGGAGAUCACAUUUGUUAACUCAAACUCCGGAAAUUGUAUGAAAAGCUUCAGAUGAACUC